Molecule: messenger RNA, 567 nt
Organism: Prorocentrum cordatum
Lineage: Eukaryota; Dinophyceae; Prorocentrales; Prorocentraceae
Source: the annotation of a GenBank genome assembly
AUGAAUGUCGGAGUCUCUGCGAAGGUCGCGGCGGAGGGCGAGGGCUCCAUGGCUACUGAGGCCGCCUACCAGUCCGGAGCUAAGUGGUUUCAGUUUCAGACUGACUACUACUUCGACCACGACGUCACCGUGGUUUUCGGCACAGGGGGCUACGACGGCGACGAGCAUUACCAGUACUCUAGUAAUGGGACCUACCGGCGCGUGCGCAGGGUGAAGAUCCUCAUGCAGUGCCGCGGCGGGCAGGUCGACGAUUCCCUGCCGCGAAGCGAGGGCGCCCCCAUCUGCCGCUCGGGGUGCCACCUGCUCUACAGAUGGCGAGCCCGCGUGCAGGAGACGGGCGCCGGCCACGGCCGCUCCGCCAGCGCCAGGAUCCGGGCCUGCCAGACCGACGCCCGCGAGGGCGAGGAGGAGUGGCGCAUUGCGCACCAGGACCUCGCUCCGGUGAUCUGCCGGCAAGCCCCGCACGCUGCCAAGCUGUGCCUGGCCGGCCCGCUCCGCAGCGGCGAGUGGCUGGAGGUGACGCGCGAGCUGCGAGAGACCCGCCAGGUGGCCGUCUCGUUCGACUGA